CGUAUCUACCUUGCAAUGACAUUGUCUGCUGUACUACAAAUCGUGGGCUCUGAAUGCUCCAAACGUCAACAAUGUGACUUCAAGUGCACGAGCUUGCGACCGAAUGGUUUUCGUGAAAAUAAGGUUAAAAUGUUCACACCUCGCAAAUGCGGCGUUAAAUUCGAUCCUCCGACCCUCGUAGUUUACUAUGAAGUCAAACGUACAGGAAAGCUGCACAAACGAUCGAUGCCAAUAAGAAAGUUAAACAAAGAUUCAAGCAUUCCAGAUGUGGUAACUGAUUUAAAGAAGAGCUCCAAUCAUGGAAAAUAUUUAGAAGAUAUCUCACACAAACAGUUAGAGAAUCUUCUAACAAUGAUACAAAACAAAAUGAAUGGCAAAGAUCCGAUUCAACUCAAGGAUUCCGCACUCCGAUUAAAAUCAUCACCAAACAACAGUGACCAAGAGGAAGACUUAAAUAAACUGGAUGAUUACGAGCUCGACAAGAGAAAAGCUGACAUGGACAAGGAUUUUGAAAAGAACCGAAUCAAACCUGGAGAUGAAGACUUCGUGUAUGACAAGGAAGUGGAGUUCAAUGAGGGCAAGAUAGAGUCAGGAUGGGACGAUGAUGACGAAUAUUCUGAUCCAGAGUUCUGAAAUUAUUUAUAACAAGCAUUGAAUUGUGGAGGUUGUAAAAAAAGGUCUUUUUUUACUGCAGUUUGCGAUUUUGGUAUAUGGAUAUUAUGCAUUUAGGUACAUAAAUUCUGGAUGUUUGGAGAACUUUGGUCGUGGGAAUUUCUACAGUAAAUUAUUUUAUAUGCAAUACGAUCAACGUCUUAAUUUAACAUUCCAAUGUUUCUCUUAAUAAAAAGAAUGAUUUAACUGGUCAUAGCAAGAAUGAGCAUAAAAUUAUUUUUUGCUAAGUCACUUUUUUUUUUGUCAAGUCCUCGAAAGUUUGCUAGAUCCUUCAAAAAAAGUUCUCCAAAAGGAAAAAGGUAUUUUUAAGAAACAAAGUCUUUACAUCUUCACCAACAGUCCUUCGAAAAUCAACAGAAAGCACAAGCUACUCUAAAUGGCAAGCUCAAACUGGUUUCAAUGAGAACUUUCCAACAUUUAAAUUUAAGGAAAAAUCAUAGGUAUGACAAAAUUCGUAAAUCUGAUUGGUUACCAGCAGCUCGGCUGUUGUAGGACAGAUAUACUAAAAUGGGUUUCCUCGCGUGGAUCUCAAGUUUGUUAUGAUUUAUAACAUGACUGAGUCGUCCAAUAGGCCUUUUUGCAACACUUGGUCACGUGACCGAUAAUUUCUAAACUUUUAUCUACAGCUAAGUGAAUUUCGGAAUUGGAAAGAGCGUGUUUUAAAUAGCCAGAAAACCAAUUUCAAGUAAGGUUGAGUUCUAAUGACGAUUUAUAUAUUGCACAAAUUAGAAGGUAUUGUGUAGAAGUGAUGAAGUGAUGAAGUGACAAGCGAGAGCUGAAAAUACGUCUGCGUUCGAAGGCUAACACCACGCCGGUGAAAUUCGAAAACGGCGUUUUCGCUCUGAAAACACAUCAGAUGUUUUCCUUUCACACUACGCCGGAGAAAUUUAAAAACGCAACAAUCACCGGUCAUUU
Orbicella faveolata is the source of this 1587-nucleotide messenger RNA. Its product is annotated as centrosomal protein of 19 kDa-like. Gene Ontology annotation, cellular component: spindle pole; centrosome; ciliary basal body. Lineage: Eukaryota; Metazoa; Cnidaria; Anthozoa; Scleractinia; Merulinidae. Gene Ontology annotation, biological process: microtubule anchoring at centrosome; trans-Golgi to periciliary membrane compartment transport. The record is from RefSeq and is a predicted model, not a curated record.